Homalodisca vitripennis (glassy-winged sharpshooter) is the source of this 1578-nucleotide messenger RNA. Its product is annotated as WD repeat-containing protein 54-like. Gene Ontology annotation, biological process: cilium assembly. Gene Ontology annotation, cellular component: ciliary basal body; centriole. Bases 377 to 1285 code for a protein of 302 amino acids. The record is from RefSeq and is a predicted model, not a curated record. The transcript is spliced from 5 exons. NCBI's taxonomy places the organism in Eukaryota, Metazoa, Arthropoda, Insecta, Hemiptera, Cicadellidae. Gene Ontology annotation, molecular function: protein binding.
GAACUCAGCGCUAAAUACAUCCCCUGCACGGACAAGGCGCAGGCUCAGAGUGCAGUUGUUACUCAGGUACAUGGCAAUAUUCUACAUAGCAAUAGGAAUGCUGUGGUGUUUAUAAACCAGGGGUUUAUCAACGUGGUGCCAGUCGUGGGGGAGGAACUCAGCGCUAAAUACAUCCCCUGCACGGACAAGGCGCAGGCUCAGAGUGCAGUUGUUACUCAGGUACAUGGCAAUAUUCUACAUAGCAAUAGGAAUGCUGUGGUGUUUAUAAACCAGGGGUUUAUCAACGUGGUGCCAGUCGUGGGGGAGGAACUCAGCGCUAAAUACAUCCCCUGCACGGACAAGGCGCAGGCUCAGAGUGCAGUUGUUACUCAGGUACAUGGCAAUAUUCUACAUAGCAAUAGUGAAUGCUGUGGUGUUUAUAAACCAGGGGUUUAUCAACGUGGUGCCAGUCGUGGGGGAGGAACUCAGCGCUAAAUACAUCCCCUGCACGGACAAGGCGCAGGCUCAGAGUGCAGUUGUUACUCAGGUAAUGUGGUGUACUCUGGGCUGGGAACCCGUUCUGGUGAUCACCUCGAGUCUUGGGCUCCAGGUAUUUGACGUUGGAGGGCUGGAGUGCAGGUUCUCUCAUCCGUGCGCAGACCCUUCGCCUCCCGCGGAAUCUUUUGCACGUGGCCUUGCUACCAUUUGCAACGAGUUCUUGUGUGUCGGGAAUGCUAGCGGUUGUGUGAGAGUGUUCGGCCUGGUGGGAGAGGAUGCGGAGCUGGUGUUUGUGGACCGGAAGCAGGAACACUCGGAGGCCAUCACGGACCUGGCAGCCAACAAGGAUCUCCUGGUCUCCGCAGACGAGGGCGGAUCAGUCGUGUUGUGGAACUUGACGGGAGAGGAACUUCUGAAAGGAUAUAGCCUCCCAGAGUACAGGACGGCGUGUACCGGUGUGAAACUGCUGCAGGAGUUCUUGCUGGCUGCAUACGGCUCGGGUCACCUGAGGAUGUUCUCUGUGGACCCCACGAAGCCACCUGCUCUAAUGUGCGAGGUCGCCGCCCACGCUCGUUGGCUCACGGCUCUGGACGUUGCUCCUGACUCGAACCUAGCUCUUACCACCUCAGAGGACUCUUUCGUCCGCGUCUGGGAGAUAGUACGAGGAGAAACAACAAUUCUCAAGCAAAAGUUCUUUACGCAAGUGGAAGAUGCAUUUCUGGUCGGUGGACGGUUUUUGACCAGCACUGGAUCUGCGUUCUGCGUAUCGGCGUAUGAGAGCAAUUUGAUAUAUUGCUUCAAGUCAUAAUAAACUACAUAUCCUAUAUAUCUACAUACUAACAUGUUAACUACAGUAUGUAACAAUUAAAUGGAAACAACUUACUUAUGUAUACUAACUUUCAUUGUUACAGGAAGAAAUUCAUUGAUUAAACUGUCACUAGUUUUAUUAAGUAUGUAAACGCGUGAUUAUGAAACAUUUCCCUCUUAUGAUAUUUUACAUUAACUUUUUAAAAAUUUAAGAGUUUGGAAGAAGAAUAAUGUAAGAAAUAAGAAUGUAAUAGUAUGUUAAAAGUUAAUAAAGUUUAAUAAUCAAUCAGGAAA